AUGAAAGAUACUUUCGACGAGCACGUCGCCAUUUUCUGGGAUUAUGAAAAUUGUACCCCUCCGUGUAACGUACCCGGCUACGACGUAGUCAACAACAUUCGCCAAGUGGCCCACCAGUACGGCAGCGUCAAGCUGUUCAAGGCGUACUUGGAGCUGUCCGAGCAGUCGUCUUCGAAGUCCAUCGGUCUCCGUUCAGAGCUGCAGUCAUGCGGUGUUUCUCUGACUGACUGUCCGCACAACGGACGAAAAGACGUUGCAGACAAGAUGAUGAUUGUCGACAUGCUCACAUACGCAAUCGACAACCCCGCACCGGCUACGGUCGUGCUCAUUUCUGGGGACCGCGAUUUCGUCUACGCCGUCUCUGUGCUGCGUCUGCGCAGGUAUCGCGUAGUCGUCGUCGCCCCCUACACCGCCCAUGCGAGCCUCAAAUCCCAAGCGUCCGCCGUGCUGGACUGGGAGGCGGAUAUCAUGCGGAGGACGUCCGUGCGCCCUCAGGCGCCUGAGCCGUACUACCAAGCGCCUCUGGAUGACGCUGUGCACCGCUCUCCCAGACGCCCACCCGCGAAUCUGGCGUAUGGGGGCACGAUGCCGUCGGUCAUCCCGAAGACAUUUCGUGACCGUCGUCCCUCCUUGAGAGCUGCAGCGACUGCCCCAGCGGCUGGUCCGGAGGGGAGCAUCGGGCUACCCAACGGUGGUGUACCGUUGUGGCAAGGCCGGCACUUUAGGGCCGCCUCAGCGGCCACAGUUGACGGAACUCUGCGCUCUGAUGUUCCGAACCCAGCGGACCGCUCUUUAUACCGUGGAGCUGUGCGUCAGAGCGCGUUCCCGUCAUUGAUCGGGUACGACGACGACGGAGACGAAGAUGUGCUGGCCGAUCGGCAGCCAAUCCCAGAUAUCCUCAACGUGAUAGAGGAUCUGCAGGAAACGAUGAGUCGAGGCACUCCUGCGCACAGUCAGCUUGAGAUGCCUUCCGCUGUACCGACGGCGCCGCCAUUCCGGACAACCUCUCGCUACAAGCAGACCACCGUAGAAGAUGAAUCGGAAACCGCUGCCACUCCCCCUUCGAUCGAACCUCGUCCCGACAUAACUGAUGUCAUGCAAGCAUCAGAUAUGUCCGCAGAGCGGAUUAGCUCUUCUUUGCCUCCGAACUUCGCAGAGCUUGGGACAUCCACGCCUGUCGUCGCCAAUCCAAGUUCAGGAACCCGGCCACACGUGUCGCGCCUGCCUUCUGCGAGUCGCUUGUCGGGGGUACAGAGCGACCCGUCUUCCAUUCCAUCGUCGCCUGUGCAAGGCUCGCAGGGGUCUCCGGUCUCACUACUCAAUCCCAAGCCAACCUUCCCCGCAGCAGCAAGCCCCGGUCCAUCGACCACGCGACAAACCGUUCGCCCGGUCUCCGAGCCGACGGUGGUCCCCGAAGUGCCACCUAUAGUGUCUUCCGUCCCACCAUUGGUCCCUUCCAUUCCGCCGCCGGUGGUUGCUUCGAACUCGACACCAACCCCUUCGGAUCGCUCGAGGCCCAUCCCGGAGAAGGCCACGGAACCGUCAGGCAGCGUCUUCACUAACAUCCAGGCGAAACCUCCGAUUGCACCUGCCACACCUAAAGUACCGAGUACUGCCCCUUCCACGUUCGAGAAAUUCGGACAUCUCGUUGUCGUCAUGGAGGACCUGAGAAAGGAGGGGAGCGCGUCUCCGCUCCGCAGCACCGUCGCGCUUCGCCUGCUCCAGGUGUCGCGCGCGAUCUACGCUCAGGCCGGUACGGCAUCGUUCAAGGACUACUCCGCAGCCGCCGAACGCGCUGGUGUCGUCACUAUGGGAGGUACAGGCGGUCAUGCCUGGAUCUCACUCAAUGCGGAGUUUCGUAAUCUUGCGGGCGCCCCAUCUGCUCCCCCAAGUUAA
Molecule: messenger RNA, 1896 nt
Organism: Trametes versicolor FP-101664 SS1
Lineage: Eukaryota; Fungi; Basidiomycota; Agaricomycetes; Polyporales; Polyporaceae
Product: DUF537-domain-containing protein
Exons: 5
Coding region: 1-1896 (631 amino acids)
Biological process (GO): post-transcriptional gene silencing
Cellular component (GO): peroxisome; cytoplasm
Molecular function (GO): RNA nuclease activity; mRNA base-pairing post-transcriptional repressor activity; CCR4-NOT complex binding
Source: RefSeq, a predicted model, not a curated record